UGUAUUUACCCAUGAAGCGAUUAUAGAAGGAACGAGGCUGAGCUCAUGUUCACUUUGUCCAUGUCCCGGAAGUGUGAGUCAGUUUUAAAUGAUUCUAACUCUAUAGUUGUGUGUGACCUGUGGUGUUUGGAAGCAGCAAGGUCAGCUGAUCAGUCUCAUUUCCAGGUUCAAGAUUUGUGUCAUUCCUCCAGCACAUGUCAGCUUAGUGCAGAGUUAGUUUGGGAAAUAUUUGCUUCUUCAGAUAGGAGAGAUGCAGGAUCAUAUUAAUUAUUAAAGUUUGAAUAAGUCCAGAGGUUGAAAUUCACAAUAUGGGCUCUAACUUUAUAUCUAAAGCCAGAAUAUGCUUUAAACCCCUGAAGCCUUUCCUCACCAUAAAGCCUCCACAGCUGCCUCCCUCUGCCCGCUUCCUGUGCACCAGACCCACUGACUCCAACUCAGGUGGCAGAGGGAGCAGCAGACAGACUGAUGGACACGGUGGAGCAAAGAAUAAGACCGUCAGACACAGACAAAGGGGAUUGUGGGAAGACUCAGGGGAUGGAGGAGGUAACAGCUCCACUGUGAGGCAGAAGCCGUUCUUCCCCAAAUCUGUAUUUUCUGCUGGGACGUCGAAGAGGACGACAGAGAUGCUGAAGAGAAGGGCCGGGGUGUCCUCGGAGGAGCCUGAGGAGGAGCCUGAAGCCAGGGCACCACGAGCAGGAAAGCUGCAACCUCCUGACCGUCCACUUUCUACUGCCGAGUGGAAGAGGCUCAAGGAGUCUCUGGGAAAUUGGGAACGCUUUGACAUCAAGAUGAUUCGUGUGCUGUUCACCUCCGGGGCAGAGCUGGGUAUCGCCAAGUCACUGCUGACUUUUGAAGCCUUGGAAACAGGGACGCUGUCCUAUGAGCUGCUACUACAGUACCUCUCACUGUGUGUGAAAGGUGGCCAUGACGACGAGGUGUUUGAUGUCUAUGACAUCAUGCGGGGAACUUUCCCUUCUCUGGAAACAGGAGCCACCAGCCUCUUUAUCAAGUCUUUCAGCCGCACAGCGAGGUGGAGGGAGGCUCUCAGCAUCCUGCAUGACGUUAAGAAGGUGUUUACCCCAUCACCACGCAACUAUGGUGAUGUCAUUGCAGCAGCAAUGUUGCACGGGGACAUGACCACGGCCUGGGCUCUUUACGACGAGUUGAUUGAAAAGGGACUGAGCCCACACCAGGAGACCUGGGAGGCUCUGUUUAACGGGAUGGGGAACAAUAAGGAGGUGGAAGCAGAAGGGAUGCCUCAGUCUGAACAUGAGGAGAGGCUGCUGGGAGUUCUUCUUUGCAUGAGGAACGACCAGAUCUACCCCCAGAGCAGCCUCGCCAGCAGCAUCAAGACCUGGUUUCAGAGUCUCACAGGACAGAAAUGGACAGGAAGUUGGACCAGCCCCAACCCAAAGGGUCUGUGUAGGUGCUGUGGAUCAGAGUUGGAGUCCAUCCAGCUGACCACUGAGGAGUACCAUCAGCUGAAAGACAGAGUGAUGACUGACAUCAUUCAGGGACGAGAUGUUUUUAACAAGACUACACCAGAGGAGCUGGAGAAUUUCAAAGCGUUUGUGAAGAGGAAGCCAGCUUUUGAUGUGGUGGUAGAUGGGCUGAACAUAGCAAAUGUCAACAAGGACAAAAGCAAGCAGUCAGCGACGUUGUUGGCAGUGGUGUCAGAGCUGGAGCGCCAGGGCCUGAGCGUCCUCGUGCUGGGGAGGAAACACAUGCUGCAGCCCUCCAGAUCCUGGGAUAAACACAACAUGCGCCUCAUCCAGCAAAAAGCUCAUUGCUUUUUCACUGACAACAUUUCAGAGGACGACCCCUUCUUGCUGUACGCUGCCUUGCAUUCUGGGAAUCACUGUCGGUUUGUGAGCAGGGACCUGAUGAGGGACCACAAGGCCUGCCUGCCCGACGGCGCCACCAGACGACUCUUCUUCAAGUGGCAGAGAGGUCACCAGAUGGUGGUGGAUGGAUGCGUUCCAGAAGGCAAGAGGGUCCGAUUUCAGAGUAUUCCCAGCUAUGACACCAUCGUGCAGACUGUAGGAGACUCAUGGCACAUUCCCUUUGACAGCACAGAGGACAGGACCACCUAUGAAGUACCACAGCGAUGGCUUUGCCUCACACAAAAACACUGAUAACUUGCAUUGAUCUCACAGCACAACAUCGUGGUGGUAAAUGCUCUGAAUAUGACAGUGGACCUUUCAAUAAAACAUU
Messenger RNA from Limanda limanda (common dab), 2214 nucleotides. RefSeq names its product protein only RNase P catalytic subunit (gene prorp). Gene Ontology annotation, biological process: mitochondrial tRNA 5'-end processing; tRNA 5'-leader removal. The transcript is spliced from 10 exons. Gene Ontology annotation, molecular function: ribonuclease P activity; protein binding. Lineage: Eukaryota; Metazoa; Chordata; Actinopteri; Pleuronectiformes; Pleuronectidae. The coding region runs from base 309 to 2135 and encodes 608 amino acids. Gene Ontology annotation, cellular component: mitochondrial ribonuclease P complex; mitochondrion. The record is from RefSeq and is a predicted model, not a curated record.